Molecule: messenger RNA, 1245 nt
Organism: Mycena indigotica
Lineage: Eukaryota; Fungi; Basidiomycota; Agaricomycetes; Agaricales; Mycenaceae
Product: SWI/SNF and RSC complex subunit
Exons: 9
Coding region: 1-1245 (414 amino acids)
Biological process (GO): regulation of transcription by RNA polymerase II
Cellular component (GO): nucleus; SWI/SNF complex
Source: RefSeq, a predicted model, not a curated record
AUGGACGGUCCCAAAGCUGCGAAAAAGCGCAAAAUUACAGACAAAUCUGUUCCUCAUGCCAUUCUCCAUAACCCCGAUUUCGCUCAAGACUCACAAAUGUAUCAAGACUUGCUUGCUAUGGAGCGCAAGCUAGACUGGACCAUGAUGCGCAAAAAGGCUGAAAUUCAAGACGCCCUUGCCCGUACACCCUCUACGACCAGAACGCUCAGAAUAUUUUUGAGCCAUACUGUCUCGGGGCAAGCCUGGCAAACCACCCCAGACCUCAAUGACGCGCCUAAUUUUGAUACUGGUGAAGGGAUACCUGCGUGGUCGAUGAAGAUCGAGGGACGUUUGUUAGAGCUUCCCAACCAACGAAUGAGGGACAAGAGUUCGCUGAGAAAGUUCUCUACGUUUAUCAAGCGCAUGAUAGUUGAACUCGACCGAGACCCAGCAUUGUAUCCCGAUGGCAAUAUGGUCGAGUGGCCUCGGGCUAUUGGCCCUCAGAAUCCCCAACUCGAUGGCUUCACGGUUCGUCGGACGGGUGACAUGCCUACCAAAGUGCGCGUCAUAAUCAACCUCGAGCAAUUCCCUGAACAGUACCGCGUUGUACCCGAGCUUGGCAAUAUUCUCGGUAUCAAGGAGGACUCACGUGUCGGCGUAAUUCAACACUUGUGGAAUUACAUCAAGAUUCAAGGCCUUCAAGACAAGGCUGACCGCCGGAUGAUCCACUCGGAUGAGAAACUACGUUAUAUUUUUAACGGCAAAGAGACAUUCUCUUUUCAGCAACUUCCCGAACUCGUCAACCGCUGUCUCGCCACUCCAGAACCGAUUGUCCUCCACUACACAAUCGACCCCAACGUCCCUGCACCCGAUCGUCCUCUCGCUUGGGACGUGGAAGUCAAGAUGGAAGACACUGCGCUCAAGGGUAAAGCGACGGUCAUGGUCCAGGGAAACAAAGAGAGUAUGCAAACUUUAGCCAAGUUGGAUGAAGAAAUUUCAACUCAUGCUCAGUCCCUACACAAUUCAUACCUCAAGCGCACUUUUCUUCAAUCUUUCGCGCAGGACCCGGCGCAUUUCAUUCAGACAUGGUUGGAAUCCCAAUCACGUGAUCUCGAGACUGUCCUGGGUAGCGGCGCUUCUGAGGGGUUAUCUGUUAGACAAGAGGAACUUAGAAGAAGCGAGUUCUUCCAGCUGCCGUGGGUGGAGGAGGCGGUUGCGGUGCAAGAAGGACAAAGACUCGCUCUCAAGGCUACUACAGGAGCCUAA